Molecule: messenger RNA, 1223 nt
Organism: Triticum dicoccoides
Lineage: Eukaryota; Viridiplantae; Streptophyta; Magnoliopsida; Poales; Poaceae
Product: probable esterase D14L
Exons: 3
Coding region: 122-937 (271 amino acids)
Source: RefSeq, a predicted model, not a curated record
CGGUCGCGCCUGCCUUUAGCCUGGGAACCCCCGCCACUCGUCCAUUUCCAGCUGCCGCCCACUCCCCUCCCUCUCAUCCCGUCAAAGAAGAGGAGACGAGAAAGUGAAGUCAAUCAAAUCCAUGGGGAUCGUGGAGGAGGCACACAACCUGCGGGUUGUCGGGGAGGGGAAGCGCGGAGUGAUCGUCCUGGCGCACGGCUUCGGCACGGACCAGUCGGUGUGGAAGCACCUGGUGCCGCACCUCGUCGCCGACUACCGCGUCGUCCUCUUCGACACCAUGGGCGCCGGGCCGACCAACCCAGACUACUUCGAUUUUUCCCGCUACGCCACGCUCGAGGGAUAUGCGCUCGAUCUGCUCGCCAUCCUGGAGGAGCUCGGGAUCGCCUCCUGCAUCUACGUCGGCCACUCCGUCUCCGCUGUAAUCGGCGUGCUCGCCUCCAUCUCCCGUCCCGACCUCUUCUCCAAGCUCGUACUCCUCUCCGCUUCUCCCAGGUACCUCAAUGAUGUGGAUUACUAUGGGGGAUUUGAGCAGGAGGAGCUUGAUGAGCUCUUUGAAGCGAUGAGAUCAAACUAUAAGGCCUGGUGCUCAGGUUUUGCACCACUCUGUGUUGGAGGGGACCUGGAAUCUGUGUCAGUUCAGGAGUUCAGCCGAACUCUCUUCAACAUUCGCCCAGACAUAGCCCUGAGCGUUGCCCAGACAAUCUUCCAGAGUGAUGUGCGCACCCUCCUACCGCUCGUCUCGGUCCCAUGCCAUAUCGUUCAGAGCACCAAGGACCUCGCAGUGCCAGUUGUGGUGUCAGAGUACUUGCACAAGCAUCUUGGUGGCGACUCCAUCGUUGAGGUGAUGCCCUCUGAGGGCCAUCUCCCCCAGCUUAGCUCACCGGACAUUGUCACCCCCGUAUUGCUCCGACACAUUCAGCAUGACAUUGCAUUCUAAGUAGUGCAACCAUGGCUCAUAGAAGCUGUUGCUUGGAAGCUUUAUGAGCAUCUUCAGGUCGUCCCUCGCGUGGCUAACGGCCUCAGCUCCCACUCCCGCACGUCCCCAACGACCUAGUGCAGGUCGUGCGCUGCCUAGUCCAGAUCUUGCGCCUUGUGCGUCCUCUCAUGCAGGGACUGCAGUUUGUACUCUCCUCCCCCCUCUGUACUUCUGUUGUAAACUAUAUAAGCCCAUCGAGGCAGGCAAUACAAUGUGUGCGAGAGUUACACAACAUAACUUGGUAUCA